Molecule: messenger RNA, 396 nt
Organism: Penicillium cosmopolitanum
Lineage: Eukaryota; Fungi; Ascomycota; Eurotiomycetes; Eurotiales; Aspergillaceae
Exons: 2
Coding region: 1-396 (131 amino acids)
Source: RefSeq, a predicted model, not a curated record
AUGGACCGGGUACAUGUACCCGAGUAUGACUUGGCUAGUGAAAGAAGGGGAACGCUUGUUGGUGGUCUGCAAGGCAGACGGAUCGGCUGGGCACAAGCCGAGCGGAGUGUCUGGCAGAGAAAAGAUAUUUCUGAACUAGGACCAUUCCAACAUGGACCAAAUUCCAAGGUUCUGGACAGGUAUUUCCGGUCCAUCCCCGGUCGUGAAUUCUCUUCUAACUGUCCCGUUCGCCCUUUCGUGGACAAUGCAACGGCUCUCGUGUACGAUGAGCCCUGGGAGGUUUACGACCAUUGGAAACUUGGCAAAGCCGACCGAAGCAAUAGGGACCGGAUUCUCGGGACAGUUUAUCAACGGAGAGAAGAAGUCGGGUGGAAUGGCUAUGUCGUUGAUACCUGA